AUGGCUGACAUGUUUACCCUGACAGCCCAGAGUCUUUUCCAGAUUAAAAGACAGCUAGACAAACUGGGUGAGCUGAUCCUGAAAGUCACUUACGAGAGUGAUCCAAUCCCUCUCCAGAGACCUCAGAUGGAGGAGCAAGUCAAAUACCUCAUCUACCACCUAAUUAAAAGCUCCUUUGUGGUGGAGAAGGAGCCAUGCAUGCCUACACACCCUCAGAAACCUCUAAUCAUCAAAACACAGGUGCAGUUUACCACCAAGGUCAGAUUACUGGUUAAGUUACCUGAGGUGGAUUAUCAACUCAAAGUCAAGACAACAUUUGAUAAAGACCUUCCACCAGGCAAAGUGAACAGACAGUUCUUCAUCCCCACCAACAACACCAAAGUGAUGGAUGUUGAGGAGUCGACUGGAUGUCUUUCUGUAGAGUUCAGGCAUCUGCAGCUGAAAGAGAGAAAGUGUCCUACUGGAGGAAAAGGAAAUGAGGGUCCCCUGUCAGUAACAGAGGAGUUACACUCUCUCAAUUUUGAGGCCAUGCUGAUGUUACAGGGCCUGGAUAUUGAUCUUGAGACUUGCUCCCUGCCACUGGUGGUCAUCUCCAAUGUCAGUCAGCUCCCAGGGGGCUGGGCCUCUGUCAUGUGGUACAACUUGCUAACUGAUGACCCCAAGAACCUUGGAUUCUUCAGUAACCCCUUGCGGGCAAGUUGGAGUCAACUCUCAGAGGUACUCAGCUGGCAGUUCUCAAGUUUUGCAGGACGAGGACUCAACAAAGAGCAACUUAACAUGCUGGGAGAUAAACUUCUGGGUCAACACGCUUCUUAUAAUGACUGCCAAGUUUCUUGGUCCAAGUUCUGGAAGGAAAACAUUCCUGGCAAAUCAUUUAGUUUUUGGCUGUGGCUGGACUCGAUCUUGGACCUUAUCAAGAAGCAUUUACUUCCUGUUUGGAUUGAUGGCUACAUAAUGGGAUUUGUGAGUAAAGAGAUGGAACGUGCUUUACUGAAGGAGAAGGAGCCAGGGACAUUCCUGCUACGCUUUAGUGAAAGUCACCUUGGAGGAAUCACCUUCACCUGGGUUGAGCAGGAUGAAAAUGGAGACCCAAAGUUCAUCUCUGUAGAGCCAUACACGAAAAACCGUCUCAACGCCUUGCCCAUUGCUGAUAUAAUACGGGACUAUAAGGUCAUUGCAGAUGGUGUUGUCCCAGAGAAUCCUCUAAAGUUCCUUUAUCCUGACAUCCCGAAGGAUGAGGCUUUUGGGAAACACUACAACAGCCAGCAAAACAAAGUUUGUCCUUACAUUCAGACACAGUUAGUUCCAAUUUCCCAUCGGAAUGGUCCAGUCCAAAAUGCAUGUUCCUCUCCUGAACCCCCCAUGUCUCCUGGAAUGUUUGAAAUUAUUACCCAGCACCUCAGCCCCUUUGAGUUUGAAAGCGCUAUGAGUUCACCCUAGAAAGGGCAACAGCCCCAUUUCGCUUGGUUCCGAGAUUAUGGAUGGAUUCAAAGAUUUUCAUCUCUUUAUUUUGGCUUCUUUUGCUGUUCUUCACUUUUCUGGCUCUAUGCCACUAUAAUGCAUCAUGUCUCGAUUUUCAUUUGCAGAGUGUAUAUUCAAAAAUACUGUCAAUAUAAAAAUGCAUCGGAUGUAUUAUUAAUGUCAUAAUUCUACAUUUCAACAAUUUAUAAAUGCAAUAUAUAACUUGUCUCAUCUACCUGUAAAAUUCAGAUUUGCCCAAACCUUAAUCUGCCUUAAUGUUAUUCUCAUUUUUAUGUAUAUAUUAUGACAAGCAUUUUUUUUUAAUAAAG
This is a messenger RNA of Sinocyclocheilus grahami, 1790 nucleotides long. Its product is annotated as signal transducer and activator of transcription 4-like. Lineage: Eukaryota; Metazoa; Chordata; Actinopteri; Cypriniformes; Cyprinidae. Gene Ontology annotation, biological process: signal transduction; regulation of DNA-templated transcription. The record is from RefSeq and is a predicted model, not a curated record. Bases 1 to 1440 code for a protein of 479 amino acids. The transcript is spliced from 17 exons. Gene Ontology annotation, molecular function: DNA binding; DNA-binding transcription factor activity.